AGAGAGAGAACAUAUAUCUUUUAUUUUUUUAACAGCGAAUUUUUAUUUAUAAAUUAUAAUUUUCUUAUUUUGGUUAUCUUCUCUCCGUAAGUCUUUCUGAUUUCUUUCCUAUUGCUCGUUCUCUAAACUUGGUUUCCUUCUUUGCCGUUUGUUUGAUUUUUCACCGAGGCCAUGUCUUUCAGAGGAACAAAUGCUUCUUCCGGCAUGGGGGUGGCUGAACAUAGCAAAAUCACAUAUAUGGAAUUGCAGAGGAAGAAGGUAUACCGCUAUCUGAUCUUUAAGAUUGAUGAGAAGAAAAAUGAGGUUGUCGUAGAGAAGACCGGAGGCCCAGCUGAGGGCUAUGAAGAUUUUACUGCGUCGUUGCCUGAGAAUGAUUGUCGAUAUGCAGUUUAUGACUUCGAUUUUGUGACCUCUGAAAACUGCCAAAAGAGCAAGAUCUUUUUCAUAGCAUGGUCUCCUUCUGUUUCUCGAAUUCGAUCCAAGAUGCUUUAUGCAACAUCUAAGGACAGGUUCAGGAGGGCUCUGGAGGGCAUCCACUAUGAAAUCCAGGCAACUGACCCAACUGAGAUGGAUCUUGAGGUGCUCAGAGAGCGUGCACACUGAUUUACUCAAGGCAAAUGGCUUUUCAUCUUUAAGAGACUCCAUUGGGCUUCUUUACAUUAUAAAGGCGCAAUCUUUCCUGCUUCAAUUUGUUACCGGAUUUGCAUUAUCGUUUGAUGCAUAAUACAUAUAGUUAGCUAAAUAAUCAGCACCUGAGAAGGCUGAUCAGGAGCUUAUGGAUGACACAUCUGGGUGUGUAGGACUAGGGCUCUUUAUUGCCAUGAUGCUUCUCGGGUGAAGUUUGAUAUGAUUAUGGGAAAAUCAGCUGUUUGAUUCUUGUUAAUGAAAUGAUUAUUAUAUUAUAAUGAGUCUCUAUCUUCAUCAAAGUUUCCAGUUAAA
Molecule: messenger RNA, 939 nt
Organism: Mangifera indica (mango)
Lineage: Eukaryota; Viridiplantae; Streptophyta; Magnoliopsida; Sapindales; Anacardiaceae
Product: actin-depolymerizing factor
Exons: 3
Coding region: 172-603 (143 amino acids)
Biological process (GO): actin filament depolymerization
Cellular component (GO): cytoplasm; actin cytoskeleton
Molecular function (GO): actin filament binding
Source: RefSeq, a predicted model, not a curated record